UGAGAACUCGACGGAGCUGUUAUAUUUGUAUUUGUUCCUUCUGUAGCUCAAACAUGAUUGCUCCCCUCGACGGUGCAACAUUUGCUUCACACAUCAUACAUGCAGUUGCAGUCAACCUGAGCUGCCUCAGGACGGAGCUGAGCGAUGAACAACAUGGACGCACUGGACGGCAAAUCCGAACAGCACUAUCAGUCAGGGCAGGAUGAACCGGUCGUGGCGUCCCAGGGCGCCGAGCUCGAUCCCGGUGCGGAUUGGAAGACCAGGCGGCAGGAGAAACUGAUCGUGGCCACCAUGGGCAUCAUCAUCCUCCUCGUUGCACUGGAAACCGACAUUCUCGUGCCUGCUUUACCGACACUGGCAUGCGAGCUGCACGGCACAUCAGUCGAGACGUUCUGGGUCGGCACCGCGUUCCUGUUGCCCAGCGCGACGUUUCUGCCCUUCAUCGGGGCCGCCAGCGAGAUUUUGGGUCGGCAGGCGAUGCUCCUGGUUAGCAACACUUUUUUCACCGUGGGGACUCUCCUCUGCUGCCUCGCCAACGACUUCUCCGUCCUGCUCGCCGGCCGGGCCAUCCAAGGCGUGGGCGGCGGCGGCUUGUACACGCUAACAACCAUCGUCAUCACCGAUAUCGUCCCCCUGCGCCAGCGGCCGAAAUAUCUCAGUCUGAUCUCGGCCGUGUUCGGGCUGGGUGGUUUGCUCGGCCCCCUCCUCGGAGGCGUCAUCUCGGAACGGACCACGUGGAGGUGGCUGUUCUACAUUAAUUUCCAGUUUUGCACUUUGGCUUUCGCCAUGGUGCCAUGGGUCAUCAAGUUAGGCCCAAAGAGGGGAGGUUCGCUGGCGAGAAAUCUCCUCCGGGUCGACUGGAUCGGGGGCGCCAUCUUCGUAGGCGGGUCCACCAGCUUUUUGAUCAGGUUGACCCGGGCAGGAAUCAACUACCCUUGGAGCUCAUACGGGACUUGGCUGCCCAUCCCCUUGGGCGGCAUCGUCGUCAUUCUAGCCCUUGUAUACGAUGUUUUUGUUCCUCACGAGCCUUUCUUGCGACUGUCCGUCUAUUACAACGCAUCUUCGACCAUCGUCUUCUUUCUUACGCUGUUUCAAGGCCUCAUGUUCUAUUUCCAAGCGGUGAAAGGGGCCAGCACGAUUCUCUCUGGCGUCUAUCUGAUGGCGGUCAACAUCGUGUUAUUCCCCAUCGCCGUCGUCUGCGGCAUCCUCAUGACCAAACUCGGCACCUUUACCUGGGCGAACAGGAUCGGAUUCGCCUUCAUGACGCUUGCCAACGGCCUCUUCAUCCUCGUCGACCAGAAUAUGAGCAUGGUGGCCCACCUGUUCAUCUUCCUGGUGGUCGGCGUCGCCCACGGCUUUCUGAUUGGCUCUCUGAACGUGGCCACGCAGACGAUCGCGAAGCCCUCGCACAUGACCUUCGCCGUGUCCAUGCGGUCCUUCAACCGUUGGUUCGGCACCUGCUUGGGUGUGUCGAUCGGCGGCGCCAUCUUCAACAACGUCUUGCUGCACUCGCUCGAAAACAGAGGGGCAACAGGGGCCGAGGCCCAGGCCAUUUCACAGAACUCGGAGGCCUUUGUCCACACGCUUAAGGAGAUGCCGGACGGAGAUCAGAAGAGUGAGCUCACUUGGGCCUAUGUGGACGGCUUCCGGGGAAUUUACUACUUCAUGGUUGCUCUCUCCGGCCUCGGGUUGUUACUCUCACUGUUCAUCAAGCAUCACAGCAUGGACAGUCAGGAACCAGCCCCCUCGCCGCAUGACUUUGAUGACUUGCAGCUGAACGCCCCAUCGAGAUCGGGUGCUUCGGACGCCAAAGUCUAGCAGUGGUGCAAGAUCUAACUUUGGGAGUGUGCAGACAUUGCAGUCAAUAAGUAGUUAAUAAUACGUUGAUCCAGUGGCCCUGAGUGUGUUAGCUAGGUAUUUUACC
Canariomyces notabilis is the source of this 1924-nucleotide messenger RNA. Its product is annotated as MFS general substrate transporter. Gene Ontology annotation, cellular component: plasma membrane. Gene Ontology annotation, biological process: transmembrane transport. Gene Ontology annotation, molecular function: transmembrane transporter activity. The coding region runs from base 145 to 1818 and encodes 557 amino acids. The record is from RefSeq and is a predicted model, not a curated record. Lineage: Eukaryota; Fungi; Ascomycota; Sordariomycetes; Sordariales; Chaetomiaceae. The transcript has 4 exons.